Molecule: messenger RNA, 5081 nt
Organism: Drosophila mojavensis
Lineage: Eukaryota; Metazoa; Arthropoda; Insecta; Diptera; Drosophilidae
Gene: FBXO11
Product: F-box only protein 11
Exons: 4
Coding region: 770-4339 (1189 amino acids)
Biological process (GO): protein ubiquitination; ubiquitin-dependent protein catabolic process; regulation of apoptotic process
Molecular function (GO): protein binding; zinc ion binding
Source: RefSeq, a predicted model, not a curated record
AAAGAAAAGUCAUCGCAGGCUGAACUGCAGGCCCGUCGUGCUCGUUUCUGUCGUACUUGUUUCGUUUGCAAAUUUAAAAAAGUUGCUUACCGUAUGGAUAUAUAGUAGCAUAUGGUUACAAAGUCAUCAGUAACUAAAUUGAAAGCGCGACUGCUGAAAAAAGUGUGUGAAAACAAUGAAGAAAUCUAGCAUGAAAUUUUCAGCUGCCAAUACGAAGCAAAUCACAAAGAGCAAAUAAAAGAAACAAUGAGCGAGCGAAACAGCAGUACUGUGUGAUAGCUAGUGCAACUCUUCUUUCCAAAUAAAACAAAACAAAUGAGAAACAAAGGAUAGAAACCCCGAAAACUCCGCACACUCACACGCACACCAAUACAUACAAUAGGAAGAAGAGCAGAUGAUGAAGCAGGCAAAAAACUGUCCAAUAAACGACAAUAAAGUUUACAAAAUGUUUGAGUAUAUACUAUUAUUUAAGUAAAGUGCUUUAUCGAAAACGUAAUUGUGAACACAAUGCCCACAUUGAAGUAAUGCAUUCGAACUGCAAGUGAAAGGAGAAAAUCCAUUGCCAUCGGCUCAUUUAACUGUCUGUGUGGCUGUGUGUGUAUGUGUGUCUGUGCCCGUGCCAGUGCGAGUGCUUCAGUGUGUGUGAGUGUGGAAUUAAAAUUGGGUUUGGGGUUGAUAAAUUGUGAAAAGUGUUAAACGCCACAGAACUUUUUCCCCUUUACCGCAAGCAUUUCCAUACAAAAAUAAAAUAAAAAGGGUAUAGCUAAAAAUGCCCAGCGCCUCGUUUACAUCAUCGCGCACCUAUGUGCGCCGCUCCAGACGAAAAGGAGCCAAUCGCAUAGCCAUGCCAAAUCGUCCCACGGGCAACAUAAUGGAUCCCAUGCUGCAGCAGUCAGUGCACGCACAGCAAAACAAUACUGCAGCAACGAGCACAGCCUCUGCAACAGUAGCAGCAGCAUCAGCAGCAGCGGCUGCUGCAGCAUCAGCUGGAAGUAGCAAUAAUUCAAACAGUAGCAGCAACAACAACAACAACAACAAUACUGCUCCCAGCAGCAGCAAUGCCGCGGAAUACUUUGAUAGUGGUCAAUCUACGAGUAGCGCGGCUGCUGGAUCCUCCGCUGGCCUCAAUCAAAACCCGUGCAUGAGUAACAUCUACAAUUCUGUGCAGAUCAUGGACACCUCCGAUAGCAACUCAACACUGGCCAGCACCUCGUCGGCCGCUGGUCCCAGCAGCAGCAACAGCAAUAGCAUCACCUGCAAUUCCAAUUUUCCCAGCACAUCGGCUGCCAGUCAGGGCAACAGCAGCAACACUAGCAGUAACAGCAGUGGCAACAGUAGCAGUAGCAGCGCCUCCUGUUGCCAUCAGUCGCCAUAUGAUCUGCGUCGCAAGAUAUCCGCCGUGAGUAACCAUGAUCAGUGGUGCUCCUCCGGCUCUAGCACUGGCCAAUCUGUGGCCAUUAUGGUGGGUCCAUCCAGCAGUUCGCCGCCAUUACUCAACCCCAGCAAUUCACCUGCCUGCUCCUCAUCGGCAUCGUCGGCUUCCAAUUCAUCAUCGACUUCGUCGUCGCCAUCGGCCAUUGUACAGGCGCCCUCAACCAGCGCCACCUUUCCCGUAAGCAAUGCGCCCACAACAGGUGCCACGCUCGCGCAGCCCCCGAAUGUGCACAGCUCUGUGCCGCAGCAGCAGCACUGUGGCGCCUUGCCCGUGGGCGGGGCUGCAGCGGUAAUUGAGGAGAAUAAUUAUAUGCUGCCGGCACGCAAGCGCUCACGCCGCCUUUACACGCAGAGCGGGGAGACGGACACGGCGGCAGUGCCCAGCAUGGAUGCGGGCAGUGGAGGCAGUGCGGCCAGCGGUGCUGGACCCACAGCUGCGCAGUAUUUGCAAUAUGAGCUGGCCGAUGAGGUGCUGCUGGCCAUAUUCUCCUACCUGCUGGAACAGGAUCUGUGCCGUCUGGCGCUGGUCUGCAAGCGCUUCAAUACCAUUGCCAACGACACGGAACUGUGGAAGCGUCUGUUUCAGUCGGUGUUCGAGUACGAUUUGCCGCUCUUCAAUCCCGAGCUGUGCAAAUUUGUGUUCGAGAAGCCCGAGGAGUCGGAGUAUGCCAAUCCUUGGAAGGAGAGCUUCCGCCAGCUGUACCGCGGCGUUCAUGUGCGCCCCGGCUAUCAGGACAGGCGCCAGCCCGGACGCAGCAUCGUCUUCUUCAAUACCAUACAAGCAGCUCUCGAGCCGGCCUUUGCCGCUGGCUCCAAUGCUGGCGCUGGCGCUGGCAAUCUCUCUGCCGGUCUCUCGAACACCACCAGCAGCACCGGCACCGGCAAUGGUGGAGUUGGUGCUGGGGGAGGCGGUGCCAGUGUCAAUGCUCUGGCCAAUAUAUACGAGGAGAAUGUGCCACCAGCCGAGCAUCCAGGCCCAUUAAUAUUCCUGCAUGCCGGCCACUACAAAGGAGAAUAUCUAUUCAUUGACUCCGACGUAGCACUCGUCGGAGCAGCACCCGGCAAUGUGGCCGAGUCGGUGAUACUGGAACGCGAGGCAGGCUCCACUGUUAUGUUCGUGGAGGGUGCCAAGUACGCAUAUGUGGGCUAUCUAACGCUCAAGUUUUCCCCGGAGGUCACCUCAACGGUGUCGCAUCACAAGCACUAUUGCCUGGACAUUGGCGAGAAUUGUUCGCCAACUGUGGACAACUGCAUCAUACGCUCCACAUCGGUGGUGGGAGCCGCUGUCUGUGUGGGCGGCGUCAGCGCCAAUCCCGUUAUACGUAACUGUGACAUCAGCGACUGCGAAAACGUCGGACUCUACGUGACGGACUACGCCCAGGGCACCUACGAGCACAACGAGAUCAGCCGUAAUGCCCUGGCCGGCAUUUGGGUGAAGAACUUUGCCAGCCCCAUAAUGCGUGAGAAUCAUAUACACCAUGGACGCGAUGUGGGCAUAUUUACCUUUGAGAAUGGCAUGGGUUAUUUUGAGAAGAACGAUAUACACAACAAUCGCAUAGCUGGCUUUGAGGUCAAAGCUGGCGCCAAUCCCACAGUGGUCAAGUGCGAGAUUCAUCAUGGUCAGACGGGCGGCAUCUAUGUGCAUGAGAAUGGACUGGGACAGUUCAUUGAGAAUCGAAUACAUUCAAAUAAUUUUGCGGGUGUGUGGAUAACAUCGAACAGCAAUCCAACCAUACGCAAGAAUGAAAUCUAUAAUGGCCAUCAGGGCGGCGUCUAUAUCUUUGGCGAGGGACGCGGCCUCAUUGAGCAUAAUAACAUCUAUGGCAAUGCACUGGCUGGCAUUCAGAUACGCACGAACAGUGAUCCGAUAGUGCGGCACAAUAAGAUUCACCAUGGACAGCAUGGGGGCAUCUAUGUGCACGAGAAGGGCCAGGGGCUGAUUGAGGAGAAUGAGGUGUACUCGAAUACUUUGGCCGGCGUGUGGAUAACCACGGGCAGCACACCAGUGCUGCGACGUAAUCGCAUACACUCCGGCAAGCAAGUGGGCGUCUAUUUCUAUGACAACGGACAUGGCAAGCUGGAGGAUAACGAUAUAUUCAAUCAUUUGUACUCGGGUGUGCAAAUACGCACGGGCAGCAAUCCGGUGAUACGUGGCAAUAAGAUCUGGGGCGGCCAGAAUGGCGGCGUUCUGGUCUACAACGGCGGCCUGGGUCUGCUUGAGCAGAACGAGAUCUUUGACAAUGCCAUGGCUGGCGUGUGGAUCAAAACCGACUCGAAUCCCACACUCAAGCGCAACAAGAUCUAUGAUGGACGCGACGGCGGCAUAUGCAUCUUCAAUGGCGGCAAGGGCAUACUCGAGGAGAACGACAUCUUUCGGAAUACGCAGGCGGGCGUGCUGAUCUCAACGCAAUCGCAUCCGAUACUCAGACGCAAUCGCAUCUACGACGGACAAGCAGCUGGCGUGGAGAUAACAAACAAUGCAACAGCCACGCUGGAGCACAAUCAGAUAUUUAAGAAUAAGUUCGGUGGCCUGUGCCUGGCCAGCGGUGUGCAGCCGAUAACGCGCGGCAACAACAUAUUUAACAACGAGGAUGAGGUGGAGAAGGCGGUGUCCAGCGGCCAAUGCCUUUACAAGAUUAGCAGCUACACAUCCUUUCCCAUGCACGACUUUUAUCGCUGCCAGACCUGCAAUACAACGGAUCGGAAUGCCAUAUGUGUCAAUUGCAUAAAGAAUUGUCAUGCAGGACAUGAUGUUGAAUUUAUACGACACGAUCGUUUCUUUUGUGAUUGCGGUGCCGGCACCUUAUCCAAUCAGUGUCAGCUGCAGGGCGAGCCCACGCAGGACACGGACACGCUCUAUGACUCGGCAGCGCCCAUGGAAUCGCACACACUGAUGGUUAACUAGGGCAGUCGCAGCAUCAGCAUCAUCGAUAAAAGCACUCUAAUGGUAUUUUAUAUAUUCAAUUAAGCUCUCAACUGUUUAGACUCUAAGACGUUCGCUAAUUCGCCCUCUCCCACAAAAUUGUGUUGCUGUACAUAUUCACGAAGACACACACAAACACAUAUACUCACACACUUACCCGCCUAGAGAUACACACACACACACACACCCACGCCCUCAAUAAUACAAACCAUUGUAUAUAAAUAAUAAUUAAUCUGCGUUCAAAAUUUAACUCAAUGUGCAAUUUAGUUUAAACUUUAAACCAACUCAAAAUACAAAUUAUGGAAAUGCUUCGACACCUGUCCAAUGUCCACACAAUCUGUCACAACGAAACAAAAUACAUUUUCAAAAUAAUGCAUUUCUUUUUGUACAAGAAACGAGAAUGUUGAUGAAAUGAAGAAACGAUAUGAUACGCUAAAGGGUGAUAAAGGUGUACGAGAAACCAGAAAGAAAGCCCAGUGAAGAAAAAACGAUUUUGUAAUGUAGCUAAGUAGUUUUUUUAAUUCCAACUAAAAACUAAAACAAAAUGAAAUGUUUUUUAAGCCGACAACAAACAACAAAUUAGAAAACAAACUAAAAACUCUAACAAUACGAAAAGCAAUUUUAAGUAUUAAUAACAAAUUAGAUAAACGACAGCAGCCGCUUUUUUGCUUUAGCAACAAAACUAACAAGCAUACAAAUAUAAAUAUAAACAUAUGCAUACACA